AUGGGCAGCAUUCACCACGACUCAGUACCGCCGUCAACAGAAGCACAACAACCCUCGUUCGUGAGCGCACCCACCUCAUCACACGUCGAAGCCCCCCAGAUUGCCGAGCGCGGCCAACAACAGACGCAAUUGCAAUUCGUCGACGAGGGAACAGAUCCUCUGCCACCGACUCCGCUCGAGAUGCCCGCUCCUGCCCUCAUCCGUCAGGAGACCAGCGAACCCAUAGGUCCCUCGACAGACCUGCCCACCCCCAUGCCUCAGACACCAGGCUUUGGUAUGCCAAGCGGACCUGUUAUCACGAUAAAUCUGCUGCUCAGCAGUACUGGCACACGCCAUCCUUACCGCAUAGAUCAGAAGUACCUGGCCAAGCGAAAUGUCACUGCCGAGAAUGAGAGUGGAGAAUUCGAUCCGUUCGUCAUCAGCGUGUACACCCUGAAAGAGUUGAUAUGGCGGGACUGGAGAGAGGAAUGGGAACCAAGACCCUCGUCCCCUGCAGCAAUCCGACUAAUCCACUUCGGCCGAUUCCUGGAUGACAAACUACCACUGAAAGAAUGUCGAUUCAGCGACUCGGCACCCAACGUCGUCCACAUGAGCGUCAAACCCCAAGAAGUCCUCGACGACGAAGAAAAUGCAAAAUCAGCAAAAGGCAAAGGUAGCGGUGGUGGUGGUGCCAGACCCUCUCGCGGUGAUGGCGACGAACCCACCGCUGGUUGCCGAUGCAUCAUUCUCUAG
Aureobasidium subglaciale EXF-2481 is the source of this 732-nucleotide messenger RNA. RefSeq lists its product as uncharacterized. NCBI's taxonomy places the organism in Eukaryota, Fungi, Ascomycota, Dothideomycetes, Dothideales, Saccotheciaceae. The transcript has 3 exons. The coding region runs from base 1 to 732 and encodes 243 amino acids. The record is from RefSeq and is a predicted model, not a curated record.